This is a messenger RNA of Empidonax traillii (willow flycatcher), 6369 nucleotides long. It is a transcript of the gene AFF3, whose product is annotated as AF4/FMR2 family member 3. The coding region runs from base 167 to 3721 and encodes 1184 amino acids. Gene Ontology annotation, biological process: regulation of gene expression. The transcript has 21 exons. Lineage: Eukaryota; Metazoa; Chordata; Aves; Passeriformes; Tyrannidae. The record is from RefSeq and is a predicted model, not a curated record. Gene Ontology annotation, cellular component: super elongation complex; nucleus.
UAGAAAUGUGCUGCGAAGGAAAGAAUGGGAAAGGAGAAAUCAGGAGGCCCAGCAGGAGGAUGGCACGUUUAACACGAGCUAUUCCCUCUUCAGUGAACCAUACAAGACUAACAAGGGGGAUGAGCUUUCCAAUCGCAUCCAGAAUACGUUGGGCAACUAUGAUGAAAUGAAAGACUUGUUAACUGACCGAUCAAACCAGAGCCAUCUCGUUGGGGUUCCAAAAUCUGGGGUUCCUCAGAUGACUCUCCCCAAGCCUGAUGAACAUUUUAUUGCAGACUCAAGACUGCCACCUCCUCCUCCCAUUUCCACCACUACUUCUUCCAAACCAGCAUCCUUAGCUGCCCAGCAGAGCAAAAGUACCACGAUGGGCUGGCAGAAGACUGGGCAUAAUGCCACUUCAGAUGGCCAGCAGAGAGUGAGCAAACACGGACACCGGUCGCUGGAGUCACACAAGGGUGACUUCAAGUUGGCGAACCAAAAAUCCAGUCUGGAGAAACUAAAACGCUAUGCAUCGAGUCCCACCUCUUCCUCCUCCUCCUCCUCCUCCUCCUCCUCCUCCUCCUCCUCGUGUUCCUCCUCCUCCUCCUCGUGUUCCUCCUCCUCCUCCUCUUCCUCCUCCUCCAAUACUGCCCAGCAAAGCUCACUGAGGGCCACUUUAGGAGACAACAUCACUAGAGUGCAGCAGCCAGCAAAGCUCAGUUGUAGCUCGGAAGGAGGAACUCAAGCACAAGAGAGGCCAGCAAAGCAUGGUGGUGGGCACUGCGUCCAAAACUUCCCACCCUCUCUUGCUUCGAAGCCCAGCCUGGGUCAGCAGAAACCAACAGCUUAUGUAAGGCCAAUGGAUGGUCAAGACCAGGCUCCUGAUGAGUCUCCAAAGAUGAAGUUACCAGCAGAGACGACCAAAUCAUACAGGGGAGUGCCUUCCAACAAGCCUGAUUCGGCCAGGCCCAAGUCAAAGAUAGCCAAGUUCAGCAUUCCUAAGCAAGAAGAAGACAAUGGAACAGGAGAUAACAGCUGCAUUGAAGAAAUAUUACGGGAGAUGACCCAUUCAUGGCCUCCACCACUGUCAGCUAUUCACACACCAGGAAAGGCAGAGCAAAGCAAGUUUCCCUUCCCAAAUAAGGAGUCACAACAGGGAUCUACAGGACACAGCAAUACAAGAAAAACUGAUGUAGAGCCAAAGAGCCCAGAGAAAAGCGCAACCCAUACAUCAAUGCUAGAAGAUGACCUCAAGUUAAGCAGUGAUGAAGAAGAGAAUGACCAGCAGGCAGCACAGAGAUCUGCUCUCCGCGUUCUAUCUGACAGCCUGGUGGUGUCGCAGCCCAAUGCCCGAGCCUCGGGACUCUCCAGCAAGGGGUCGAGCAGCAGCAGCUCCAGUGAAUCCGAGACCAGCUCAGAGUCUGACUCAGAGAGCGAAAGCAGCUCCAGCGAGAGUGACGGCAGCAAGCCCUCGCAUUACUCCAGCCCAGAGCCCGAGCCGCCCUCGUCCAACAAGUGGCAGCUGGACAAGUGGCUGAAUAAAGUUACCACGCACAAAGCACCCAUCCUAACCCACCACGAUGGCCCGGCGCUGGAAGCCCAUCCCUACUACGGCCGCGUGAAGGCCGAGCGGCAGGAGAGCGAGAAGGCCUCGGCGGAGGGCCCGGCCGAGCACCGCAGCGGGGAGAGCCGCACCGCCGUCGCCGCCGCCGGGGACGGGCCGCGGCCCAGGACCGCCAGCAAAGCGCCCGGCAGCAAGGGCAGCCGGCAGAAGUCACCGCUCGCUGCCGACGGCGCGCCCCCAAGGCGGGCAGCGGGGAAGAAGGCACCGCGGCGAGCCGAGAGGACCUCCGCCGGAGACGGCCCCCACUGCCCCGGCGCAGAGGAGCCCCCCCGGAGCCACAGCUUCGCCGAAGGCACCGCUGGAGAGGCGCCGAGGGCCCGGCCCGGCGGCACCGGCAGCGGCGGGGGCUGCAGAGCGGGGCAUCGCCGGGAGCCCCGCUCGGCUGCGGCCGGUGAGAAGCGUCGGGCCCGGGGGCCGAGCAAAACGGCGCCCAAAUCCAAGGAGUUCAUCGAGACCGAGUCUUCGUCCUCUUCAUCCUCCUCUGACUCGGGCUCUGAGUCGGAGCGGGAGGAGCGCCCGCUGCCCAAGGCGCCAGCGGCGGCCGGGUCCGAACCGCGUGCCAAGGACGCGGGGACCGGCACCGCCAGCAAACCCCACGGCGGCUGCAGUGCCUUUGGCUCAGUUAAUGCCAGGACUAGUAGUGAAAUAGCAAAGGAGCUGGAGGAACAGUUUUACACCCUGGUUCCUUUCGGUAGGAAUGAGCUCCUGUCUCCUCUGAAAGACAGUGAUGAGGUAAAGUCGCUGUGGGUCAACAUUGACUUGGCUCUUUUGUCCAGGAUUCCAGAGCGUUUGCCCGAAGAACCGCUGGCCAUGAGCGCCGAAGCAAACCAGGCGGCCAGCCUCCCGCAGGGUAGUAGUGCUGAACCCCCCGCAGAGAAGGGUUUACCGAAAUCUAGAAGGAAACGCAAGUGUGAGAAUGAGGAGGAGUGCAGAGACAUCAAGAAGACCCACUUAGAUCGAGAGAGUUCUUCACGAUUAGCUGCCUCUGCCCACAGCAUCACAACAGCAAAUCACUGCAAUAUGAAUGAAAAUAGCUUGGCAAUACCAAUAAAUAAAAAUGAGAAAAUGCUUCGGUCACCCAUCUCUCCCCUCUCCGAUGCAUCAAAACACAAAUACUCCAACGAUGAUUUAACUUCCUCCAGCAGACCUAAUGGCAGCAGUCUAUUACCUUCCAUCUCCUCCAGCAAAAAGCAUAAGGGUGAAAUCCAGUCGCAGCCACAUCCCGCAGACUUCAAUAAAGCAGUUCACAUCAAUUCAGAAAAUAUUCUUCUCUGCAAUAAGUCGCAGUCCCAAACAGAGCCUUGGUCACCUCUGUCCAGCACACCCAGGGACUGCAGAAGGACAAAGCUUAUCUUUGAUGAUAUGCCACGCAAUGCAGAUUACUUUAUGCAGGAAGCUAAACGGAAGAAGCAUAAAGCAGAUGCAAUGGUGGAGAAGUUUGGAAAGGCACUGAAUUAUGCAGAAGCAGCGCUAUCGUUUAUUGAGUGUGGAAAUGCAAUGGAACAAGGCCCAAUGGAAUCUAAAUCCCCUUAUACCAUGUAUUCAGAAACAGUUGAACUCAUCAGGUAUGCAGUGAGACUAAAAACCCACUCAGGCCCCAACGCCACGCCAGAAGACAAACAGCUGGCAGCAUUAUGUUACCGCUGCCUGGCUCUUCUGUACUGGAGGAUGUUCCGACUCAAGAGAGACCACGCGGUCAAGUAUUCGAAAGCGCUUAUUGAGUAUUUCAAGAAUUCAUCAAAAGCUGCCCAGAACCCAUCUCCUUGGGGUGCCAGUGGAAAGAGCACAGGAACUCCAUCACCUAUGUCCCCCAACCCAUCUCCAGUCAGCUCUGUAGGAUCCCAGGGGAGCACAGGGGCCCCUUCCCCAUCUCCUAUCAUCAGCAUUCCUCAGCGCAUUCAUCAGAUGGCCGCCAACCAUGUCAGCAUCACCAACAGCAUCCUGCACAGCUAUGACUACUGGGAGCUGGCUGACAACUUGGCCAAGGAAAACAGAGAUUUUUUUAACGACUUGGAUGCAUUGAUGGGACCUAUCACCUUGCACAGCAGUAUGGAGCAUUUAGUUCAGUACACUCAGCAAGGACUUCACUGGGUGCGGAAUAGUGCUCACUUGUCAUAAUGACUGCUUGCCAUUCACAUGGACAGUAUACCUUUCAUGGAUAAUUCAGUUAUUCUGGACACUGUGCUACAGAAAUAGUCAGCCACAGCAUUGAUCCAAACAAAGUUCCUCACCAACAGUACAACCUACGCUAUCAAGCAAAAGGCCUGAAAACAGAUACACUGAUAGCAAGAACUUAAAGGAGACAGGGGAAAAUUGCAUUUUGUUGCUGACAGUAAAUAGAUAAUGAAAAAAUAUGGCAAAAAGCAAUCCACUUAGGAAAGAAAAUGUGUUAAUUUCAGCUGCACACACACAGAGACAGAUAUUUAUAACAGUUGUUCGCUUUGUAUGGGAAGGCUUCAUCCUGCAGAUUUUGACUUUCGUAUCUUUUUUAUCUAGCAGAAGCUUGCAGCAUUUUCUUCCAAGCUGUAUGGGAGCAUUACAUGCAAUUUCCUUUAUCGGGAAGCUGAGUUUGCUCCUCAUCAGGCUAAGAACUGUUUCCUAUCAUAAUCCUCUCACUCUCCAUGCAUAAUCCUCAACUAGGCUUUAACGCUUCUUGAUUUAUGGGAUGUUUUCAGUUCCUGUUGACAGGCUGUGUUUUUCAUGCCAGAAGAACUAAUCCCACAAUAAUUGGAAUUUAAUUUGGGUCAGCUGAGGUCAAGGCCAGUUCAUAUCAACUGUGCUUCCAUUUUUGUUAAUUUUUCAGUGAUUUUCACGUAUUUGGGGGGGGUGGGUCUGUAUCGGAAAUACAAUUUUUUUCCAAUCAGAUUUGCAGCCUUUACUCAAAUCAUCAUCUCCAGUGACUUCCAACGGACUUGUUCUUAUCCAAGUCAUUAGUUGGACCCUCUUAUUAUUGUUUUCAAAUCUAAUUUAUUUACAUAGUAAGGAAUGUGAAUACAAAAGACACUUUAAAUAGAAGAUACAAGCAGAAGUAGGUACUGAUAUAAACGGUUGAUUAAAUGGUCCUUGCUGCCUUUUUUUUUCCUCCCCCACUUUUGAAGAGCUGCAUUUUGAAGAAAGAUACCAAACAUGCAAAAUGCAGCAUUAUUUCUCAGUACAGUGUCUUUGGUAGCACAGGCUGUAUGUACCCCAUGGUAAAGAGUGGGCUGGUGAGCACCCUGAGCCCCACAAGCUGUGAUUUUGGUGAGGCUGCUUAGUGUAACUCCAGCUAUUGCUCAGGCUCAGAGCCUUCACUGUGUUCUUUGGAGCAGCUCAGCAGGGUAGCUACCAAGGAACUGCUCAGCCCUGACACAUCCUGGGACAAUAUUUAUGUGCCCAUCAGUGCUCAGAUACUUCCCCCACAAGAGAAAUUUUGAGCUCGGCUGUGGUCACCUCUUAGCAUGGACUUGAGUGUUAGAGGGUGGCUGGUUCUAAGAGUGAACAAGUACAUGCCUUUAAAUGACAAAAUACACAGCCUCUGAGUCCUCCUUUCACUCUUAACCCUGGCUGUUACCCACCCCAGAAGGAACACAGUUUGUUUCAUCACAAGUAUCAUGGAGAACUUGAUCGGUGCCUUUCUGUUUAUCACUUGCCUGAUCUCCAGCUGUGGAAGUCUGUCAGGAUUUACUAGACUAGUAGCAACGGAUUCUGUCAGCUGUCUCAAUACCAUAUGAAGGUACUGUGGGAUUUCUCCUUAGAUCAGGAAAGUGAAAUUCCAAUUAGAUUAGCUUUUGUUUUCUUUGAUGGUGCCUAUGAUGUUUAUCUUCCGAAAAUUUUGGGGUUUUGGGAGCCCUAUCUGCUAUUUAAUGUAGAGAAAUUUUAGAAGUGACAUAUAUUACUUGCCUUAAAUGGAGUUUAGUUUUCUUGCACAUGUGGCAUUUGAGUUUCAAAUAUGGAACUUUGAAGCACGUUUAUUUUACUAAGAUCGGGAUAUUUUUAUUAAUCAUGAUGAACUCUUUAUAUGUAUAUGAUAUGUCAAGAAACUUCAAAGAAAUGAAAGAACUAAUGCUGUUCUGUUGUAACAUUUCCAAAUAUUAAGGAUCUCUUGCAGAUGAUUGUCCUUUCCUGUAGGUUGUUAUUAUAUUGAAUUAAUUUGGCUGAAUACCCACUGUUCCCAUGGAAAAACACACUGGUUUUUACUGUUUGUGCAGGCAUCAUCUGGGUUGUCUGAUGAGCAUGCUGAGCCUUAAUUUCAGGUGGUUCAACAGGAUGAAUGGAUUAGAGGGUUUGGCUUUCUCUCCAUAGGGUUUCUUGCAGCUAUACUAUUUUGGUGAGGUUAUUUAGAAUACUCUUCUGUUCAGCCUUUUGCCUGAAGGUUGUGGCUGAUUAGAUGACUGAAUGUGGCAUGGUGACAACAAACACUUUUAUUUGAUCUUCUUAGGGCCUGGUCUGGAAAAGUGCACGUGACUUUUAGGUCUGGUCCAGUUAAGCAUACGCUCCACCUUAAGAACCUGAAUAAUAUUAAGCACUUCACACUGAGUCACUCAGUGUGUUCUGGAUAGGAUCAGAGGAGACCGUCUUUCUUUGGGGUUCCAUGAAAAACAAUAACUCAUUUUAAUCUAUUGCAAAAGUCCGGGAAUAUGCAAGCUUCUUUGUGCCGUAGCAAUGUUCAGGUUCGUUUUGAGAAAGUAAGAAGUCAUUCUGUACAAAUCCAUAAGAAUCACAGAAUCACAGAAUAUGCUGAGUUUGAAAGGACCCACAAGGAUAAUCGAGUCCAACUCUUAGCCCUG